This is a messenger RNA of Closterium sp. NIES-67, 1670 nucleotides long. The record is from the annotation of a GenBank genome assembly. NCBI's taxonomy places the organism in Eukaryota, Viridiplantae, Streptophyta, Zygnematophyceae, Desmidiales, Closteriaceae.
UGACCACCAGGAGCAAUUCAAUGUCUGCUCCGUAAUUCCGCCGCAUUCCGCGCUAACAGCCAGAGAGAUCCUUACACCGCUUCAAUAUGGCUGCGUGGCACGCUAUAGUUCCCAACGUGCCCGCUGCUCUUCCGCGACAAUCACUAAUGCCGCCUGCUGUUCGCACCCGAGCGAGCAGCCGUGCAUCUGCAUUUCCCCAAGCCGCCUGCCGCACAGCCUGCCGCAUUCCGCGGCGCGACUUGCGUCCGCAGCACAUGCCGGGAAAGGAGUUGAGUGCGCUAUAUGGGGCUCUAGAUGGGGCUCUAGAUGGGGCGCUAGAUGGGGCUCGAUCCCGACAUGACGGAAUGAUGCGGCGGCUGCGAUCACGCAACAGCGACAUUUUCAGCCGGCAAUUCGGAAGGCCGUUAGGAGGCGACGCUGACUGGCCGUUAGCGGCUAGAUCCCAGACGCAGGGGGACGCUAGUGGCUGCGUGGAGCUGACGGACGAAUCGGAUUUCGUACAGGCAGCGAAUGAGGAUGGCCGAAUCUCCAUUCUCGGAUUCGGAUCGCUGCUCUCCGAGCGCAGUGCGCGCAGCACGUUCCCCUCUCUAGAGAGCUUCCACCAGGCCAGGCUGAAAGGGUUCAGACGGGUGUUCUGCCACGCUGCUCCGGUGUUCUUUAUAAGGGGGAUAGCUCAUAAGGAGACAAAGGAGUACUCGAGCCUGAGUGUGGAGCCCUGUGAGGGGGAGGAGAUCGUCAUCACUCUCUUCUCCAUACCCGCUAUUGAGGUGCCGGCAUUCAUUGAAAGAGAGCACGAGUUUCGAUUCCUUCUUGUUCCUCCCAGCAGAAUAUCACCAUCAGCACCAUCACCAGACUCAGCAGCAGUAGUAGCAGCAGCAGCAUCGUCACCCUCACUUGCACAUAAUUUAUCACGUGGUGCGGUCAUCUGCAGCCGCUACAGCGACCAUGAGUACCUCCAGAUUCGCCUGAAAGGUGACGCAGAGGAGUACGAGAGGCGGUAUGGGCAGUGGGGGGUGGAGAGGGUGUGGGACGACUCACUGCUGCCAUGCCGGGUGUACCUCAGGCACUGUGUGCUGGCAGCACAGGGAUUGGGAGAAGAGGCCUUAGACAGCUUCCUGGACCACACGUUUCUGGCCGAUCGCAGCACCACCAUUCGCCAGUACCUGCUCCAGCAUCCAGACAUCAUGAUCGAACCUCCUCCGCCGAGCCUGGCGGAUAGGUAUGGUGGUUGAGCUACAGUAGCAAUGUGGGCGUACAAUGUGCAGGGUGGUAUUGAUUUGUCACAGCAGCUCUUUUUGUGAAAAGUGUUAUUAAAUUACAAUGUACCCAACCCACAGUCCGUUUGGCAGCUAAAGAUGCUGGAAAAAUCGGGGUCAGAGUUUUCUUUUCUCCUCCUGGAAUACUAGGGUGUAGAUUCAUAGGGUGUCACUUUCUAGAUUCAUCUGGUGUUUUUUUUAAAGCGUACUAGUAUUUACAAUUUGCAGAAUGGCUUGGGUGUCAAACAUGUUGACUGGGUUUCUGACAAUCACGCGUAGGUAGGAUCAGGCCUCUGGAUAGGAUUUGGAGUAGUUUUUCAUGUAAGGGUAUGAAUCCUCGACCACUUUUUCUGUAAGGGUGUUUUUUUUUUCGACUUUGUUUUAUAAGGGUGCUAAAAAAAACUGCUUUUCCAC